AUGUUCUCUUUCACUGUGGCAUGUGAGAAACUGACAUUGAGGCUGAGGAAGAAGACAUUCGAAGCCAUGUUGAAACAAGAAAUGGGGUGGUUCGAUAGGAAAGAAAAUGGCGUUGGAGCUUUGUGUGCCCAACUUUCUGGAGAUGCUUCCAGCGUCCAAGGGGUAGCCGGUGUACAGAUUGGCACGUGCAUGAACUUUUUAUCAACAUUGAUUCUAACUGCAGCCUUCUCGUUUUAUUAUGAAUGGAAACUGACCCUCGUGCUGUUGUCUUUUUGCCCAUUCAUAUUCUUUUCCAUAUAUUUCGAACAGAAAUCUCUGCAGGCGAACGCUCUGAAAAAUCAAAAAAUGCUUGAAAAAUCUUCGAAGUUAGCCGUGGAAGCCAUCGCCAAUAUAAGGACAGUUGUAUCUUUGUGCUGUGAGUCUGUUUUUUUGGAACUGUACGUACAAGAGCUUCAGCCAUAUCAAAAAGUUGCAAAGAAGAAAUGCCAUUUCAGAGGUUUCGUAGUAGGCAUUGCCAGAAGUCUUCUUAUUUUUGCCUAUUCAGUGGGUAUAGUUUAUGGUGCCAAACUAAUAAUCGAUAGGGAGUUGGAUUAUGCUACUGUUUUCAAAGUCUGCGAAGUCAUGAUUUUUGGAUCUUGGUCUAUUGGAAACGCUAUGUCAAUAACUCCAAAUUUCCAGAAGGGUCUUGUUGCGGCUUCUAGGAUAAUUGCAUUAUUGGAAAGAGUUCCUCUCAUUCGGAACAUCAUCAAUCCAGUGAAUUGUGCGUGGGAUAAUGAGAAUAUAGAGUAUUCUCAAAUUUACUUCUCAUAUCCCACGAGGCCAUCUGUAUCAAUCCUCAAUGGACUCAACCUGUCGAUACUGGAAGGAAAAACUGUUGCAUUGGUAGGAGCCAGCGGUUGUGGAAAAUCUACAAUUAUCCAGCUUCUAGAACGAUUCUAUGACCCAGCAUACGGAGAUAUUUCUAUAGGAGGAGAGUACACCAAGAAGAUGGACAUCAGCUUCUUGAGGUCUCACUUGGGAAUAGUUUCCCAGGAGCCGAACCUUUUUGACAAAACCAUUGCCGAAAAUAUUGCCUAUGGUGCAAACUACAGAGAUGUUAAUAUGGACUCCAUAGUGAAGGCUGCAAAGAGUGCGAAUAUCCAUAGUUUCAUCACUUCUCUACCAUUGGGUUACGAGACUAAAAUCGGCAGUAAAGGAACUCAGCUGUCCGGAGGCCAGAAACAGAGGAUCGCGAUAGCCCGGGCCCUGGUUAGAGAUCCGAAGAUUCUGCUUCUAGACGAGGCUACAUCAGCGUUAGAUAACGAAAGUGAAAAGAUUGUUCAAGAAGCUUUGGAUAACGCUAGAAAAGGUCGUACCUGUAUAACCAUCGCUCACAGAUUAACAACCAUUCAAGAUGCCGAUGUUAUUUGUGUACUCAAAGAGGGAUUCGUUGCAGAAAUGGGAAAUCAUAAGGAACUUCUAGAAAAACGCGGACUGUAUUAUAAAUUCUAUAAAUUACAAAGUGGCCAAAUGACCCAGACACUAAGAAAAGAAAUAAGAAUGAAGUACCGACCAGUAUUAGGAAAAAAUGUUCCAUUCCAUAGAUUGUUCAGAUUUGCAACAUCACUCGAUAUACUUUGUAUGCUGAUAGGUUCUAUCUUUUCGUUGGUAUCUGCUCUCUUCGAACCAUAUUUGAUCAUACUUUAUGGUGACUUGACGGAAAAUAUACUGGAAUAUAUCAGAUCGAAUAAUGGCACCUCAACAGAGAAAGAGCUCGUGGAGAGAAAAUUAACGGAAGCAACUAAACACUUUGCUAUAAAUAUCUCAGCUAGUGGUGCUGGAAUAAUAAUUUCCACGUAUUUAACAUCUAUUUUAUUCAGUUAUGCUGCCGAUCGACAAAUAUUCAAACUGAGGCAGGUUUUAUUGGAAAAGACUGUACAUAAAGACAUUAGUUGGUAUGAUACUCAUCAAACUGGUGAUUUUGCUACUGUAUUCACUGAAAACGUUGCCAAGUGGGAAGACGCCAUCAGUGAAAAAUUUGGAAUAUUUUUAUAUCAUGAGUCAGUAUUUGUGGUCUGUCUCAUUGUGAGUCUCUUCAAAGGAUGGAAACUUGCUCUGGUUUGUUUUGUUUCUUUGCCGCUAACAACUUCAUUGAUGAGCUGCAUUUCAUGGAUCUCGUCAAAAUUAUCACAACAGGAAAUGCAAUCAUAUGCUGAAGCAGGAGCUGUAGCUGAGGAAGCUUUCAGUUCCAUAAGAACUGUAUUUGCUUUCGAUGGUCAGAAGAAAGAAAUUGAUCGAUACAAUAAACAUUUGAUGGAUGCUAAAAAGAGUAACACGAAAAGAAACGUUUUCAAUGCUUUCAGCAACGGCCUCAUGUGGCUCUUCUUCUAUUGUAGCUAUUCGUUAUGUUGGUGGUAUGGCAUCGGUUUAAUUCUCGACGAGAGAAAUCUACCAGAAGAGGAUCGUGUGAACACCCCUGGAAAUAUUGUUACGAUUUCCAUAACAACAAUGAUCGCUUCUUGGAACUAUCAAACCUCUGCACUAUUUGUUGAGUUAUUUGCUGCAGCAAAAGGUGCAGCCAAUAAAAUUUUCUUCAUACUAGACGAAGAUGAACCGAAAAUCAAUAAAAUCGAAGCUACUGCCAUCAAACCCGCAAAAUUUACAUCAAGUGUCAGAUUCGAAGGAGUUAGUUUCAAAUAUCCGGCCAGACCAGAAGUAGAGGUAUUGCAAGAUUUCAACCUGGAUAUCAGAUGUGGGGACACGGUUGCUCUAGUAGGAACUUCUGGUUGUGGAAAAACAACCUGCGUGCAACUUCUACAACGCUUUUAUGAUCCUGAUGAAGGAAAGAUUUACAUCGACAAGAAUGAUAUCAAGGAUAUUGAUAUAUCUUGCUUAAGACGAAAAAUUGGUGUUGUAAGUCAGGAACCCUCCCUCUUUGCCACAACCAUUUCCGAAAAUAUAAGGUUCGGAAAACUAUCAGCUACCCAGAGCGAGAUCGAAGCAGCUGCAAAGAAAGCCAACGUUCAUGAGUUUAUAGUAAAUCUUCCACGUGGAUACGGAACUAUCGUUGGAGAACGAGGGACUCAACUCUCUGGAGGACAGAAGCAGAGAAUCGCGAUCGCGAGAGCCUUAGUGAGACAGCCUGAGAUAUUGAUACUGGAUGAGGCUACAUCUGCUUUGGAUACUACCAGCGAAGCUGAAGUACAAGCUGCUCUUGAGAAGGUCAGCGGUGAAUGUACAACAAUUAUAGUAGCCCAUCGUCUAUCCACAAUAAGACGUGCUAAUGUUAUAAUUUUUAUUUCCAACGGAAAAGUUGUCGAGAAGGGAACACAUUGUGAACUGAUGGCAGCUAAAGGAGAUUAUCACAAAAUGGUGCUAGCUCAAGGGAAAAACGAAGAACAAAAAGAAAUGUCUACAAGUGUUGGAGGAAUAACUAUUCAGGAAAAAUUGCAACAAAUUGAUACAAAUGAAGAACAAACAUGUGAGUCAAAAGAAAAAGUUAUGGGGUCAAUGUCGAAGAUUCUCGAAAUGUCUCGACCAGAGUGGAAACAAAUAGUUUGCGGAUGUUUUGGAUCCGUGGUAAAUGGUAUCACUUUGCCACUUUAUGGUAUUUUAUUUGGAUCUAUGAUUAAGGUACUGUCCAAUGUUGACGAUGAAAAUGUCAUCACACAGAGAAAUCGUAUUUGUUUAUAUUCCUGCAUCAUUGGUGUUAUAUGUGGAUUAUCACAUUUCCUUCAGCAUUUUUUCUUGUCUUCGGCCAGUGAAAACCUCACACUGCGAAUUAGAAAAAUGGCAUUUCGUACCAUGCUGAAACAAGAAAUUUCUUGGUACGACAGAACAGAGAAUAGCGUCGGUUCACUGUGCUCAAAGUUAUCAGGAGAUGCAUCUAGUGUGCAAGGGGCUGCCGGGGUACAGAUAGGAUCGUGUCUUCAAUUUCUAGCGACAUUCUUGUUAUCCUGCUUCUAUCCAUUGUACCUCAAUUGGAAGUUGACACUUGUUUUACUAUCGUUUUUUCCACUCAUUCUCCUUUUUGUGUUUUUGGAAAAAAAAAUCAUUCAAAAUGACGCAAAGGAAAACCAGAGGGUCAUCGACGAGUCUACGAAGUUUGCAGUUGAGGCUAUCACCAAUAUAAGGACAGUAAUCUCUCUGGGAUGUGAGCCAGUGUUCCUUGAUUUAUUUCAGAGGGAGCUCGUUAUCUACCAAAAGAUGGCACAUAUAAAAUCCCACAUUCGCGGGCUGUUCCUAGGAUUUGCACGCAGUAUUCAUUUUUUCACUUAUUCGGCAGCUUUCACGUAUGGAGUGAACCUUAUAGAGACAAAGGAGAUAGAAUAUGAUAAGUUGUUCACUAUAGCGCAAGUUACCUUGUCUGGUGCAUGGUCCAUAGGAAUUGCCCUCUCUUUCACUCCUAAUUUUCAGAAGGGUUUUUUGGCAGCUGGGAGACUAUAUUCUCUGCUGGGAAGGGUUCCGACCAUCAAGAAUAUCGUCAACGCUGACAGAAAUAUUUGGGUGAGUUUAUCUUGA
Molecule: messenger RNA, 4500 nt
Organism: Leptinotarsa decemlineata (Colorado potato beetle)
Lineage: Eukaryota; Metazoa; Arthropoda; Insecta; Coleoptera; Chrysomelidae
Product: ATP-dependent translocase ABCB1
Biological process (GO): oligopeptide export from mitochondrion
Cellular component (GO): mitochondrial inner membrane
Molecular function (GO): ATP hydrolysis activity; ABC-type oligopeptide transporter activity; ATP binding
Source: RefSeq, a predicted model, not a curated record